This is a messenger RNA of Penicillium verrucosum, 1722 nucleotides long. RefSeq names its product inorganic phosphate transporter. Bases 1 to 1722 code for a protein of 573 amino acids. The record is from RefSeq and is a predicted model, not a curated record. Gene Ontology annotation, cellular component: membrane. NCBI's taxonomy places the organism in Eukaryota, Fungi, Ascomycota, Eurotiomycetes, Eurotiales, Aspergillaceae. Gene Ontology annotation, biological process: phosphate ion transmembrane transport. The transcript has a single exon.
AUGAUUCCGGCAGCAACUGCGAAGUAUGACUGGAUCCUAGCCAUUACCACAAUCGCUUUCGUGGUCAGUGCCUUCGGUAACGGUGCCAACGAUGUCGCCAACGCCUAUGCCACCUCCGUCGCGGCCCGGACCCUCAACAUGGCCACGGCCGGUGUCCUGGCUGUAUUCACCGAGUUCAUCGGCGCAGUAGCCAUGGGCUCACGAGUCACCGAUACAAUCAAGAACGGCAUCAUCGGCAUCGACCGCUUCGAGGGCAAGCCCGGUGCACUCAUGCUGGCCAUGGGUUGUGCCGAGAUUGGCAGCGCCUCGUGGUUGAUGCUCGCCACACGAAUGGGCUGGCCUGUCUCGACGACCCAGACUAUCGUCGGUGCCCUCAUUGGCGUUGGUUUUGCGAGCCAGUCUUCUAUCAGCUGGGGCUGGGCAGAUGGCAGUGUCUCCCAGGUCGCUGCAUCUUGGGGUAUUGCCCCUCUCGUCGCAGCUGGAUUCUCGGCCAUAAUCUUCGGCACUGUCAAGUACAGUGUCCUUGAACGUCGCGAUUCCCUCAAGUGGGGUAUGUUCAUGAUUCCAUACUACCUUGCCAUCACGGGAGCCAUCCUCGCCCUCUUCAUCGUCAUUGAAGCCCCCACCGCACCCUCGUUGGAAGCGUUUGGUGCUGGCAAGGCAGCCGGCAUCAUUGUGGGUGUGUUCGUAGGCUGUCUCUUCAUUGGCUACGCUUUCUUCAUUCCAUAUUUCAAACGCCGUCUCAUCAUGAACGAUAGCCGCGUCAGGUUUUAUCACAUUCCUCUCGGUCCCUUGCUCCUGAAGGCAAACCCACCGCUAUACUUCCCAGGAAAGGCCGACCAGGCCGUGGUCAGCUACUAUGAGGAUGCUUACGGUGAAGUUCGAGCCGGCCAAAACGACACAGAGAAGGAAAACGUCCUCUCGAAUGCAGACUCUGUCACGGCCUCGCCGGACAUUAAAGCAAAGCCCAACCCGCCACAAAUAGGAAAUGACGAGGAGAAGACCACACCGGCAGCCCCUCCACGGAAGAGGCACAUCGAGCCAACUGAACGUUUCAUCGACCCUGUCCGACACCUCUCUUGGGCAAACCCCCAGAAGGCCUACGGAUAUCUCAAAUGGUUUUUCCUUCAGGGUGUCACACGCGAUGUGGUCUCACACGACUCGCCUGAGCUGCGGGCAAUCCACGCGCGUGCCCACCGCUAUGACGACCGCGUCGAACAUCUUUGGACAUACUGCCAAGUUGUGUCGGCUAUGAUGAUGUCCAUUGCGCACGGCUCGAACGAUGUGGCCAAUGCCGUUGGACCCUGGGCUGCUGUUUACAGCACUUUCCAUGCUGGCGUUGUCGAUACCGACGCUCCUACCCCGGUCUGGUUCUUGGUUGUUGCUGGUCUGCUGCUCGGUCUUGGAUUCUGGUUCUACGGAUACCACAUCGUUCGAGCUCUUGGAAACAAGAUCACACAGAUGUCCCCAACUAGAGGGUUCUCAGUCGAGCUAGGCGCCGCGAUAACCGUGAUGUUGGCUUCGAGAUUGGGUUUGCCAGUAUCCACGACCCAGUGCUUGACUGGUGCCUCGAUGGGUGUGGCUCUCAUGAACUAUGACUUGGGCGCCGUCAAUUGGAAGCAGCUCGGCUUUAUCUUCUGUGGCUGGGUCCUGACUUUGCCUUGUGCAGGAUUGGUUUCCGGACUUAUUUGUUUGCUCGCAUUGAAUGCUCCUCAUUUGUAA